GUCAAACGGUCCUUUUCGCUCACCGCGCGAAAGCGGUCUUUCAAAGUCGUGGUUGCCGCAACUUGAGUUACGACGAGAGUGGAAAGAUCAACGAAGAAACGCUCGCUUUCCCAUGGACCAAAUGGAGCCCCCGACGACUGAGGCCGUUCUGCAAGGCGUUUACACACUGUACAACGAUCCGAACAAUGUGGAAAAGGAAAAGGCCUCCAAGUGGCUGGAAGAGUUUCAAAAAUCGAUCCAUUCCUGGAAGAUUGCCGACGAACUGUUACAACAGAAGCAUGAUCUUAACUCGUGCACCUUCGCCGCCCAAACAAUGCGAAACAAGAUACAAACCAGCUUCCAUGAGCUUCCGGAGACGGCGCACGAGUCCUUGCGGCAAUCGCUGCUUGAGCACAUCAGCCAUAUAACGCUCGAAACAAAGUCCGUCAUCGUAACGCAGCUAUCGCUUGCGCUCGCUGACCUGGCGUUGCUCAUGUCGUCGUGGACCAAACCGGUGGCUACGCUUCUGGAACGCUUCUCGAGCAACGCCAACAUGAUGUUCGCCCUUCUCGAGCUGCUUACGCUCAUUCCAGAGGAGGUAAAUUCGCGCCACUUGCGACUCGGCGCCAACCGGCGGAAAGAGAUUUUGCAAGAACUCGAAGCCGACUCCACCAUGGUGGUCGAAUACCUGACGAUGUGUCUCGUGAAUGGCAACGAUAGCGAACUGUUGCGCUCGAAGAUAUUGAAAUGUUUCACCUCCUGGGUGCAAGUCAAUGCAUUUAAGCUGCCCGAGAUUAGUGACAGCAUGAUCAUAAUGUAUUGCUUCCAGUUGCUUAGCAACAUUAACUGCAGUCCCGAGCUCCAUGAAGCAGCAACGGACGCGCUCUGUUCGCUGCUACAGUGCAUGGAGAUAAACAACACACACGGUGGUCUCGAUGAGAAGCUCUUCAGCGGCAUCCUUUGCCUGGAGGAGGUGUACAAUAUGUCCGUCGCACAGGAGGAUCUCGACAAGUCGAUGAACUUUUGCCGGUUGUUUACGGUACUGGUGGAAAGCAAUUUGACGCGCAUGGUAGCGGGCUCGGACGCUGAAACACCUCACUAUUCGACGAAGGCACUCGAUCUGGUGCUGAACUGCGUCGGACACUAUGACUACGAGGUGGCCGAGAUUACCUUCAACAUGUGGUACCGGCUAAGUGAGGAUCUGUAUCAGCGGAACAACUUUUUACUGACAGCGCACUUCAAACCGUACGUCGAGCGGCUGAUAGCGGCACUGUACAAGCACUCACAGCUCGAUUCCGAUCAUGAUGGAUUAGUGGAAGAAGGUGGAUCCUUUAAGGAUUUCCGGUUUAAGGUUUCAGAAAUCAUCAAGGACGUCAUAUUCAUCGUUAGCUCGAUCAGUUGCUUCAAGCAAAUGUUUCUUAUACUGCAAACCCCGAACGUGUCCUGGGAAUCGAGUGAGGCCGCAUUGUUUAUCAUGCAGAACGUGGCCCGAAACAUCCUGCCAGAGAUUAUGGAAUUGGGAGAGCGUGAAAUACCAACGGCGAGAUUCAACCAGCUUUGUGAGGAGAGCGAGGUGGUGCCGAAGGUGGUCGAGGCAAUACUGCAUCUCCAAGACAACUGUCACAUCGCGAUCCGCUACACGUCGAUCAACAUACUAGGAGAGCUGUGCGACUGGAUUGACUCGAACCCAGACACGCUGCAGCCGGUGCUGAACUUUCUGCUGUUUGCGUUGCAACAAAAGAAUGGUCUCGCGACGGCCGCCGCAAACUCGCUGCAGUCAAUCUGCUCCGCCUGCAAAAAACACAUGCUGGGCCACAUCAGCGGCCUAAUGGAGAUAGCGCGCUGCCUCGACAGCUUUGACAUUCAGACGGAGUCGGCCAUCGGGCUGCUGAAAGGCAUCUCCAUAAUUAUCGGGCGGCUGCCGGCGAAUCAGCUGACACCGGCCAUGCAGGAGCUGUGCAGCUUUCAGGUGGAGGCACUGAGCAGGUUAACGAACGGCGAGGACGACGGCCUGGAUGGGAAGAGGUGUCGUUCCGAUCCUGCCUUUUGGUUGGACCGGUUAGCGUCGAUAUAUCGACACAUUAACCCAACAGUGCGCAGCAACGAGCCAAAUCCAUGCGUAUUUGUCAUCGUAAAUAACUGGAAUGUUCUUUCGCGAGCCCUCGAUCGCUACAAGAACGACUCGAAGGUUAUGGAACGUAUCGUGCGCUGCAUACGGUACGCGAUCCGGUGCAUCGGAAAGCAGGCGAUGCCCAUCCUUGAGCCACUGGUCGAGCAAAUCAUCACGAUCUAUUCGGGCCACAACCACAGUUGUCUGCUCUACUUGGGGAGCAUUCUGGUUGAUGAGUUCGCCUACGAAGAGGGCUGCACGCAAGGACUGCUAAAUAUGCUGGAGGCCUUUAUCCAACCUACGUUCAGCGUACUGCGGAUAGAAAAUGGACUCAAGAAUCACCCGGACAUGGUUGAUGAUUUCUUUCGACUCGCGACACGCUUCAUUCAGCGGGCACCUUUACAGUUUCUGCAGUCGCAGCUGGUCAAGCCGAUCAUCGAUUGCGGGUUGCUCGCUUGCACACUCGAUCACCGGGAUGCCAACAUAUCUGUGAUGCGGUUCUUCUGCAGCCUGCUGCGCCAUGACCGGGCAAAUGAUCGGCGCACGAUUGUGCAGUCAAUUCUCGUUGAGCAUGGUGAAUCGCUCAUCCGGAACCUUCUAAUUGCAUCCGUCUUCUUUCUACACGCGUACAUGCUGACGGAUGUGGCGGAAGUGUUUGUCGAAAUAAAGCAACACAAUCCGCACCAGCUUGAGGAGUACGUGAAGAAGGCGCUCGAUAGUCUACCGAAGAAGAACAGUGGUGGUUCUGUUACUGUUACGCACGAACAAAUGGUGCAGUUUGUUGCUAAUGUUGUCAACUCUGAAACACCACGUGCCACCACGCAGGCGCUGCAAGACUUUGCGCGUCUCUAUCGAUAAAACUCUGGAAUCCUUCAUACUCAGAUCCGGCGGGCUUUAUCAGCUCAGAUAAAGGGGGGAAUCUUUCCGUCAGCGGACCAUCAUCUAGGUUCAUCAACUGGUCCAUUCAGUCGUAUCGCUAUUAUGGGAGUAAUGAUAUUGGAACGAAAGCGUGAAAGAGUUUUGUAAAUAGAUGUUUUGCAUAAAAAAUAAUGCAACUCACCCCUUAUAGGCUUUGUAAACCACCGAUCUCGGUGGGAGAGUAUCGUUAGGAAAUUUACCGUUAGAUGAAAUCGUCUGCCGUAUGCUAGGAUGGACGGUUCAGGGUAUCCAACUCUCUGUUCUGCUCUACACGAAUGAAACAAACCGUCACGAAACCCGUGCUCGUGCAUCAGCGCCGUCAAUAAAUUCUUUUGGGCAACGUGUUGUAUUUGUACAGACUAU
Anopheles cruzii is the source of this 3370-nucleotide messenger RNA. RefSeq names its product transportin-3 (gene Tnpo-SR). Gene Ontology annotation, cellular component: cytoplasm; nuclear membrane. NCBI's taxonomy places the organism in Eukaryota, Metazoa, Arthropoda, Insecta, Diptera, Culicidae. The record is from RefSeq and is a predicted model, not a curated record. The coding region runs from base 113 to 2947 and encodes 944 amino acids. Gene Ontology annotation, molecular function: small GTPase binding. The transcript is spliced from 6 exons. Gene Ontology annotation, biological process: protein import into nucleus.